This is a messenger RNA of Ceratitis capitata (Mediterranean fruit fly), 799 nucleotides long. Its product is annotated as ninjurin-2. Gene Ontology annotation, biological process: tissue regeneration; cell adhesion. The coding region runs from base 274 to 714 and encodes 146 amino acids. Gene Ontology annotation, cellular component: membrane. The record is from RefSeq and is a predicted model, not a curated record. The transcript has 5 exons. Lineage: Eukaryota; Metazoa; Arthropoda; Insecta; Diptera; Tephritidae.
UAUAUAUACAUAAAUGUACAUACAUGUAUACAUAAUAACAAAUAUCAGACGAAUAAAUAAUUACAAAAGUAUAAGAAAUAUAGUUCGUACAUAUUCAUAAGUAAAUAUGUAUACGUAGCUAGAAGGAUAGAAAGCAUAGUGAAUUCAAUUUCCUAUGAUUUUGCCAUAAUUAACUAAUGGAAAUUAAACCUCCAUAAAAAAAAAUCAUCGGAAAACUACCUGUUGGACUUUUUGAAAGAUUGUGAAAGAAAGAUCUAAACAUUUAUCGUCCAAAUGGCACAGAUCGCCACAACUAUGGCAAAUGCUUUUAGUAAUGAAUCUGAGAUGAAGGCCAUGGACGCUAAUCGAUAUGCCACCAAAAAAACUAUAGCGCAAGGCAUGCUGGACAUCGCUUUACUCACCGCUAACGCAUCUCAGUUAAAAUACAUUCUGCAAGUUGGAGAGCAACACCAGUUCUAUAAAUUAAUGCUAAUAAUGAUAAGUCUUUCUAUAGUACUGCAGCUUUUAGUUGGAAUCCUUUUUGUUCUUAUUGGCAGUCUAAAUAUCAAUCAUCAAAAGGAUCAAACGGCCGCCAUGAUUAUAAAUGACGUCAUUCUUGUUGUUAUAUUUGUCAUUUCCGUCCUUAACGUCAUAAUAUCGGGAUUCGGCAUCGAGUAUUCUUCUCAACCCUUUAUACUUACUGAGCAACAGACAAAGUUAUUGCGGGAUCUCUAAUGGUUAUUCUAGCAGUAAUUGGGAUUCACAAAAGUAAAUUUCAACGAUCGAUCGCUGAGAAAUUAAAUCAUAUUGUCAACGGUAU